AUGUUUGACUUGAAAGAAACUCUCUUCCCAUUGGAAGUGACUGAACAGCACGUUGACACCAUUCUACUGUUAUUUGAUGCUGUUAUCCACGAAACUACUGCUGAGAAUAUUCUCCCAUACCUCGAUGAGAAUUUCCCAAGGGAUAGAUUGGAUGAAUAUCUUAAGGAAUACAGCAGACCAUCCAAGCUUCCAGGAAUGAGAGAAUUCACGAAAGAACAGAUGUGUGCUCCUUACACUUCAACUCAGCAACAAAGAGACUUCAGAUUUUUGGCACACGCGUUAGAGUCGAGAUACCUUACUCCUCUCUUCACUAACUCAUUCAAAUUAUUGUCAGAAAUGACCAUGGAGGAAAAAGAAGCCUUGUUGAGAUCAUGGAGAGAUUCUUCCCAAGCCCUUAAAAAGAAUUACAUAAUGCAGCCAUUGGAUAUCCUGGAAGAGACAUUAGAGAAGUUGUACGAUGGCCAACCCAAGCCUGAAUUCAGAUAUAAAAUGAUGAAAAAGCCAGAAGCAGAAGGUGAAGUUUUGUUAUUACCAGAAGUCGAUGUGCUUAUCAUUGGUUCAGGAUCUGGUGCUGGAGUAGUGGCUCACACUUUAUCUGAAAGGGGCCAGAAAUGUCUUGUCCUCGAGAGAGGAAAAUACUACCAUGAAUCCGAAAUGGGUUUCGAUGAAAAAGAAGCAAGAGAUUUAUUACAGAAUUAUGGAGUCAUGGCAACCGCUGAUCUGUCUUUAUAUGUGUUGGCAGGUAACACUUUCGGUGGAGCUUCCACUGUCAACUGGUCAGCUUGUUUCAAGACACCAUUCAAAGUGAGAAAAGAAUGGUAUGACGACUAUGGUAUUGAUUGGGUAGCCACAGAAAGUUAUGAAGAAUGUGCCGACUACGUUUGGAAUAAAAUGGGGGUGUCUGCUGAUCAUGUGGAACAUUCAUUUUCAAACAAACUUCUUAUGGAUGGUGGUGAAAAGUUGGGCUACCAAGUUGCUUCUAUUCCACAGAAUACUGCUGGUCAACCACAUAACUGUGGAUACUGUAAUUUGGGGUGUAAGCACGGUGUGAAACAAGGUACACAGGCAUUUUGGUUGCGCGACGCUGCUAAGAAUGGUUGUCAAUUCAUGGAUCAAGUCAAGGUGAUUCGUAUUAUUCACGAGGGAGGAGAAGCCAAGGAAGUGUUAUGUGAAAACAGAAUCACAGGUACUACGUUUACUAUAAGGGGACCAAAGACAUUUGUUGUAAGUGGUGGAUCUUUCAAUACUCCUGUCCUUUUGCAAAAUUCUGGAUUUAAGAACAAGAAUAUUGGCCAGAACUUACAGUUACAUCCCUCCACAAACAUGUAUGGAUUUUUUGAAGGCGUUAAGACUGACCCCCACAAUUACUCCAUUAUGACCAGUGUCUGUACCGAGAAAUCUGACCUUGAUGGGAAAUACCAUGGUGCCAAAAUUGAACUCAAUAUCAAUGCCCCUAAUAUGCACAUGGCAUUUCACUCUUGGGACGGUAGUGAGAAUGCCAGAAAUUUCCAAAUGCGUUACCAAGGCUUGUCGGCUAUGAUGAUGCAAACCAGAGACACUACUGUUGGUAGUGUUAGGUGUGAUCCUGACAGACCAGAAGCGGUCAUUAUCGAUUAUGCUAUAAACAAGUUUGACAGAGACGCGCUCUUACUGACAAUGUCAAUCGCUGCUGAUGUAUUGUAUAUUGAAGGUGCUGCCGAAAUACUUGCCCCACAGUCCUCAAAGCUUCACUUCAAAUCUUCGAAGCCUAAGGAAGAAAGAUCAGUUGAUGACAAGGAUUUUGUUGAAUUUAAGAACAGAGUUGCUAAUUGGCCAAUCGAAAUUUACUCAACUAAAUUGGGUUCGGCUCAUCAAAUGAGUUCUUGCAGAAUGUCCGGUAAGGGACCAGCCUAUGGCGCUUGUGAUACUAAAGGUAAACUUUUUGAGUCCAAGAAUGUUUAUGUUGCGGAUGCUAGUUCUAUGCCAACUGCAUGUGGUGUGAACCCAAUGAUUUCAACUAUGACAAUCGCAAGACAUAUUGCAUUGGACAUUGCCAAACAAUUGGAAGAUAAAGCCAAACUUUAA
Molecule: messenger RNA, 2064 nt
Organism: Suhomyces tanzawaensis NRRL Y-17324
Lineage: Eukaryota; Fungi; Ascomycota; Pichiomycetes; Serinales; Debaryomycetaceae
Product: GMC family oxidoreductase
Exons: 2
Coding region: 1-2064 (687 amino acids)
Molecular function (GO): long-chain-alcohol oxidase activity; flavin adenine dinucleotide binding
Source: RefSeq, a predicted model, not a curated record